This is a messenger RNA of Penicillium olsonii, 582 nucleotides long. Lineage: Eukaryota; Fungi; Ascomycota; Eurotiomycetes; Eurotiales; Aspergillaceae. The record is from the annotation of a GenBank genome assembly.
AUGGAGACUCGCAAGACGAAGCUCGGCGAGGACCAUCCCUCCACGCUGACCAGUAUGGCCAACCUGGCGUCGACGUUUUGGAAUCAGGGCCGGUGGGAAGCGGCCGAGCAGCUCGAGGUGCAGGUGAUGGAGACUCGCAAGACGAAGCUCGGCGAGGGCCAUCCCUCCACGCUGACCAGUAUGGCCAACCUGGCGUCGACGUACAGGAAUCAGGGCAAGUAUGUAGAGGCCGAAACUAUGCACCGGCGGGCGUUAGAAGGGUAUGAGAAAGCGCUGGGACCAGACCACACGUCGACCCUCGACACUGUCACCUGUCUUGGUGUUCUAUAUCGGGACCAAGGCAUGCUGGACCAGGCGGAGCAAAUGUACCAGCGGGCACUAGCUGGGUACGAGAAAGUGCUGGGACCAGACCAUACGUCGACGUUGGAUACCGUCAACAACCUCGGCAAUCUCUACAAGAGUCAAGGCCGGCUCCAAGAGGCAGAGGCAAUGUACAAACGAGCGCUGGAAGGUAAGGAGAAGGCGUUGGGACGAGAACACACGUCGAAGUUAGAUACCGUCAACAACCUCGGUGCCCUCUAA